Molecule: messenger RNA, 279 nt
Organism: Trypanosoma cruzi
Lineage: Eukaryota; Euglenozoa; Kinetoplastea; Trypanosomatida; Trypanosomatidae
Exons: 1
Coding region: 1-279 (92 amino acids)
Source: RefSeq, a predicted model, not a curated record
AUGCAGACAUUUUUUUCUCGUUUUGUUUUAUUUACGAUGGCCGUCGUCGCGACGAUGGCGCUGGAGACGGAGGGCCAAAAGAACGUCCAAGAACGCCCCGUUGCGCCCGAUGUUCUUGCACCAAUGAGCCCUUCUUCGCAGUGUUAUCUGAUAGGUGUCGUGAGCUUUUUUGUGUUUGCUUUGGCAGCUCUUCUCGGUGUGCGUGCACUGAUGGAAAUAGACUACAGCGACGACACGCUUCUUAUGGUGGAGGUGGCAGAGUCAGUGGACGAAAAGUGA